GUGGCGAGUGUGUGUAACCACAAAUGCGCGUGGGAAGACUAGAAUGAGGAACGACACAUUCAAAAUCGCAGGGUCUUAUGAAGUUUCUUGAAGGGUAUGUUCAGCCAAACUUAACAAACAAACUUAACUCACAAGUAUAAGUUGGUCUAGACGCUGACCAAUGGAUCCGACAUUUAGAACUUUUCAACAGGUCCACAGCCGAUAAAGACGGAUCAAAAGAUGCAGCAGGACCCGGUGUAUGACUUCCCAGAGGCCCCGGCGGUGGGCGAGAGGCGUGCGUGCCCCCAGCGGGGCUCCCUGAAGAGCAUCAGCGUGCUGGACCGCCUGCUGCUCACACACCCCGUCUGGCUGCAGCUCUCCAUCAACUCAGCCACCGCCCUCCACAUCCUACAGAGGGAACCCCCGGGGACGUUCCUGGUGCGCAAGUCCAACACGUCCCAGAAGAAGGUGCUGUGCGUAAGGCUGGCAGAUGACAGUGUGCCCUCCUUCGUCAAGCAGUUUGUCAUCCGGGAGGAGGACUCAACUUUCUCAUUGGAUAGCUCAGCCAUACGCUUCCCUGACCUGUGCCGCCUCAUUGCCUUCUACUGUGUCAGCCGGGAUGUUCUGCCAUUCACUCUUGAACUGCCGGAGGCCAUAGCAAGAGCCUCAUCACACAAACAGCUGGAGUCCAUCUCUCACAUGGGUGUCGAGUUCUGGAGCUCGCAGUUAAACUUCCGCGGCCCCCGUAACGGCCCUCCCCCCACGAAGUCCUCCGAGCCCGACCCCCCAGCUCCCCCCCAGCUCCCUGCCAUCACCCCCGAGGCCUGCAUGACGCCCAUAGAGAACCCCACGCUGUUUGAGGAGUUCUGCCCUAUCCGCACGCGCAGCCCGCGGGAGCUGGACAUCGGCAGGGGCCAGGGGGCGCUGUGCUUCAUCAACCCCCUCUUCCUGCAGGACGAGCCAGCACGCAGCGCCCUGCACCGCCGACACCGCUUCAAGCGCAGCAUCAAGGUGCGGGUCUCUACGGAAACCAGCAGCCUCCUCUCUCCGCCCGUCGCCCCGCCACCCCCGCCCCCGCUGCUGGCCAAGAAGAGGGGCAAAGGGGUGCGGCAGACGGCCACCGAGGGGGAGCAGCAGGAGGGGGUGCAUGGGCCAAAGGCCGCUGGGAGCCAGGGGGAGACCACCGCCGCGGGCACUGCCAGGGAAGGGGCCUGCCAAGAGGAGGACUCCGACUACCUCCACCCGGCGGUGGCUCUGCCGCCCAAGAAGCACACGCUGGUGUCACCCACCCUGUCCCCUACCGCCGAGGAGGACGAUUACCAGAUGCCCAAGGCUCUACUGCAGAAAAGACAGCAGCAGCAGCAGGCAAGGCAAGAGGAAGAGGAGCAAGAAGAAGAGGAGGAUGAAGAGGUGGACUACCUGAGCGAGGAGCUACCUGAGGAUGCUGGCCUGGUGUUGGAGCAGAGUCGCGCCCCGUCCCUGAGCGAGCUGGAGAGUAGCAGCUCCAUCAGCAGCCUGGACGAGAGCCCUGAGCGAGAAGAGGGGGAGAGGGAUCGCCCUCCCCUCUCCAGGGGCACCAGCGCCCCCGUGGCUCCCAGCCCCCCUCCACCAACACAGCUUCAGCCGGUCUCUGCCCUGCGUAAGAUGUCCGCCGCCUUCGUCUCCUUCUUCAUACCAGAGAAGCGUGUGGGGCGCAUGGUGGAGGAGCUGUCCCGCGACCGGCACCUGGCCUUCGGGAGCCUGGUCCAGGACUUCCUGAGGGGCCAGAGGGAGAGCCUGAGCCGCAGCCUGAGGACCAAGCAGCAGCGCAAGAGGAAGGAGGAGCAGGAGGUGCGCACAGGGGAGCAGGGUUCCCUGGCGGCCGUGGAUGUGCUGCAGGCCAUCCGGCACUUCCUGUCCCAGGCCAAGGCCUUCCUGCUGGACUGUGGGGAGCUGGAGCCCCCCAUCGAGACACUCCUGCCGGAGGAUGAGAUGGAGCAAGCCCUGGAGAAGGCCAUGUUCCGGUGCGUGCUGAAGCCGCUGCGAGGCCUGCUGGAGGAGGCUCUGCAGGACCUGCACGUUCGAGACGGCUCGUCCCAGCUCAUGGUCGAGAGCCUGGGAAGGGCGCGGGACCGCUCCCCCCUGCAGCUGUUCGGCGUGCAGGUCAACGUGCCCGACGCCCAGGGCAUAGAGAAGGUGCGGCAGAAGCUGGGCGUGAUGCGGCGGGCCUACUCGCCCAUCGACAAGGUGCUGCAGCUGCUGCAGGUCUGCAAGCUCAUCUACAAGGCCAUGAGCAAGGACAAGCGGAAGGAGUUUGGUGCGGAUGACUUCCUGCCAGCUCUCUCCUACGUGCUGGUGCAGUGCAACAUGCCAGAGCUGCUGCUGGAGGUGGAGUACAUGAUGGAGCUGCUCGAUACCCCCUGGCUCACUGGGGAAGGUGGCUACUACCUGACCAGCGUGUACGCCAGCCUAUGCCUGAUCCAGAGUCAGCCCAGCUGUCCGCCCGCCAGCGGUUUGACCAGAGUGGCCCGCGAGUCCCUCAAGGAGUGGAGCCAUCGCCGCAGCAACGACUCCCGGAGAGGGCCAGCUCUGCAACAGACAUUUGUGAAAGUCCUGUUCCAGAGUGACGAGGAGAGCAGCCUGGUGAAGACGGUGCAGUGGCAGAAGGGGGUCAACGUGGAGGGCUUAGCCCAGCUCUGUGCUGCCAAGUUCGGGGUCGCGGAGCCGGAGGAGUAUGGCCUCUUCUGGAGGAAAGACGGGGAGGUUGAACCUCUUUCGCCAGAUUCCAAGAUCGAGGACUUUCUGUCCCUGGACAGUAGUAGUAGUGGAGCACCUCUGAUCUACCAGCCCCAGAAUGCGGACUCCAGGUCACGAAAACUGACCAGAAGAGGCGCUGUUGACCUGGAAUCAUAAUGUGGUCUGCUUUGUCAAAAAGACUUUAACGUUUACUACAUUAGGCAAACACUUCCAUUUGACUUUUUAUUGUUCAUUAGUAGUGAAUCCUGUCAGACAUUUCAGCCCAGGUGGUAAAUGUUACAUUGUUUCAUGAACUUACUAUACAUAUUUUACAUGACUUGCACUGAUAAGAUCAAUGUUUUCAGGGUCAUCCAUAUACUGUAUAGUAAUAGUCUGCAUUAUGGUGAAUGAUUACUAAUGACAAGAUGUGGAAGAGCCACAGUUACGGUUGCAAAACUUGCUGUAAAUAUACAUUGAUUUUACGUAUUCGUAUUAUAUUUAAAAUUAGGUGGUGUUUUUUGGCAUGUGUUGUAUUAUAUGUAUAAAUGGAAACAUGGUGAUUAUUUAUUGUACUACAGCCUUCUUCUCCACUGGGACCAAGCAUGGCUCUGUUUGGAGACAGAACGACUAAGUUCUGGUAGACUUCAACUUCUUUCCUAACCACUAGUGACGUCAUUGAGAACAAAACUAUUUUAGUCUGAGACCAACUUUCAUUUCAAUACCCAUUUCCUCCUUGGUUUAAACAACUGCUGCUACAAUUGAGUAAUCCUCACUCACAAGAUGUUGGACUGUACUUCAACAUUUCAUGCUUAAAAUUCCAGGGGCUCCCUCCCACUCAUGUCACAGGCAUGUUGCUCCAAUAUUUCAAGAUCAACAUGGAUAUUAUGAAUCUUAUCUUAUUACAUGUAAAUUAUCAUGCAUCAACAUCCUUAGAAUUCACGUCAUCAGGAGUAGACAGGUGAGGAUCAAGACAAUCCACACAUACUGUAUAUGAAUCAAUUGACAGACAAGGAAUUAUUUCAAAAUUGUUAUUUUUAUGGACUCUUACUAUUGUGCAAACCUAGUGCACUUAACAGCGUACUGGUUAUUAUUGAGACUUGUUCAACAUGUUUCCAUGCACAAUGACUGGAGCAUAAUUAUCAGCCACUUCACUGGAGACAUGAAGCCGAUUGUAUAAUCUGUUUAACAGGAUCUGCAUUUGGCAUGGACAGAGCCCUACAUAAACACACAGAACUGGCAGAGAGAAAGCCCCAUGAGACUACUCUUGCUUUGCUCUUGGAAUAUUUCAGUAAUUUUAGUCCUUGUUCAUCUCCAGCCAUCACCCAUCUUGCCAAAUGUUACUCUUGUUCUGGUUCAGUGUGAAAUAAAGCCUUCAUCUCAG
Molecule: messenger RNA, 4075 nt
Organism: Engraulis encrasicolus (European anchovy)
Lineage: Eukaryota; Metazoa; Chordata; Actinopteri; Clupeiformes; Engraulidae
Gene: rin1a
Product: Ras and Rab interactor 1a
Exons: 14
Coding region: 220-2871 (883 amino acids)
Biological process (GO): vesicle-mediated transport
Cellular component (GO): endocytic vesicle; cytosol
Molecular function (GO): guanyl-nucleotide exchange factor activity; small GTPase binding
Source: RefSeq, a predicted model, not a curated record